Molecule: messenger RNA, 3017 nt
Organism: Fopius arisanus
Lineage: Eukaryota; Metazoa; Arthropoda; Insecta; Hymenoptera; Braconidae
Gene: Rtf1
Product: RNA polymerase-associated protein Rtf1
Exons: 4
Coding region: 153-2057 (634 amino acids)
Cellular component (GO): Cdc73/Paf1 complex
Molecular function (GO): RNA polymerase II C-terminal domain phosphoserine binding; DNA binding
Source: RefSeq, a predicted model, not a curated record
ACCCCAGUUUGGCUUUACCCGCCGCGCAUGUAAAGACUCGAAGACUCAAAAUUUACCACAACAAGUCAAUCCUCCUGUCCUCUACGGUUUCCCUUAACUCGUUAUAACAAUUAUUGUUGUAAUCAGCCUGUAGAGGUUAAAUAAUUGGUAAAAUGCCUAAGAGAAGGCGUCAAGCUCUUAUCCAUUCGGACAGCGGAGAGAGCUCUUCGGACAGCGGCAGUGACUUAGAAAAUGACAAACGAAAUAAGAGGAAAGUGACAAACUCCAGUUCUGAGGACAGCGGUAGUGAAGAUGAGACUGCCAAGAUGUCAGAACCUGAAGAGGGGGAGGUAUCAGACUCUUACCCCAGCGGUUCUGACUCGAGUCAGGCGUCGUUCAAUGAUGGCUACGACGACGAUCUCAUGGGAGACGCUGAGGAUCGAGCUCGUCUGGCCGAAAUGACUGAGAAGGAACGGGAGCAGGAGAUUUACAAACGAGUGGAGCAGCGAGAGGCCAUGAAGAAGAGAUUUGAAAUCGAGAAGAAGUUGCGUAUGGCGAGGAAGCAGGAGCAGCGAAAGAUGAAGGAGUUCAAGAAGAAGGAGAAGAGUCAGGACGAGAAAAAGUACGAGAGGGCGCCUGAUCCCAAGGAGCGCUCCAAGGAUCGUAAAAAGACUAUUGAGGAGAAGCAGGACAAGAAGUCAAAUGCAAUGGCUCUGUUGAAAGCUCGGAGGGAGGAGAGGAGGGAGCGUGAGGAGAAGGAGAAGGCGAGGAUUGAGCAGCAACAGGCUCAGUCGAAGGAUGACGAGGAGGAGCUCGAUGAUGAUCACAAGGGGGGCAGCAAGACAAAGCUCAAGGCUUCUGAUAUUUAUUCAGACGACAGUGGAUCGUCGGAUAGCGAGCCCGAAGAGGAGGCCCCCAAGGCAACUGCAGCUCGUCGAUCCUCAUCCAGUGACAGCCGAGACUCCGACUCCGAUGGAGACAAGAAGUCUGUCGCAUCCGCUAAAGUCAAGCCCAAGAAACCACUCUACGUCAACACAAAGGAUGAACUCAACAAGGUUCGAUUGUCCAGGCACAAAAUGGAGCAGUUUGUGCAUCUUCCUUUCUUCGAUAGAGUGGUAAUAGGCUGUUUCGUCAGGAUUGGCAUUGGAAAUAAUAACGGCAAGCCUGUCUAUAGAGUUGCUGAAAUCAGUGGUGUCUGCGAAACUGGAAAGAUCUAUCAGCUUGGCAACACUAGGACAAACAAGGGAUUGAAGCUCAGACAUGGAGCUCAGGAGAGAGUCUUCAGGCUUGAGUUCAUUUCUAAUCAGGAAUUUACUGAUUCCGAAUUCUUCAAGUGGAGGGAAACCUGUGCCCUCCAGGGAAUUUCUCUGCCAACUUCUGAUGAGAUUGAUAGCAAGUUAAAAGACAUCAAGGAGGCACUUGUCUACGAAUUCAAGGAGGAGGACAUCGAGAAGAUCGUGAAGGAGAAAGGCAGGUUCAAGUCGACUCCUUAUAAUUAUGCCAUGAAGAAGGCUCAACUCAUGAGGGAGAGGGAUGCUGCCAACUGCAGGGGCGAUGACACCACUGCUUCCAGACUCAAUCUCGAAUUGAGUGAGCUAGAGGAGAGGGCCUCGCAGCUUGACAAAAUGAGGACCGCCACUAUCUCCAGUAUUUCCUAUAUCAAUGAUAGGAAUAGGAAGAAAAAUGUCGAGGAGGCUGAGAAGGCCAUCAUGGAAGAAUUCAAGGCAAACAAGGGGAAAAAGAUCGAUGAUCCCUUUACCAGAAGAAGCACAAAACCCAGAAUGAAUUAUAAACCUGAGGAAGAAGAGGCUGCACCUAUGGUUGUGAGUGACAAGACUGUUGUCCCCGUUAAGGAUGCCGUUGUUAAUAAUAAGGAGAAUGGACGGGAGGCACCUAAGAAACCGACCAUUGAGGACCUUUUCAAUGCCCAUAAUUUCGAUAUUACGAUAGAUUUGGAAGUACCUGUUCCAAGCAAUCCUGUGAUGGUUCUCCCAAAACCCGUGAGUCGUAUCAAAGAUACUGGCCCUCGAAGAUCACUGAACCUCGAGGACUACAAGAAAAAACGUGGCCUCAUCUAACACUGCUCUCACCUCUAUAAUCAAGCACAAGUUUAUAAACGAUUUACUUUUCGCAACUGUAUUUUCGCAUGACGGUACGACAUAGGUAUUAAUACCAGAAAAAAACUUGGCGUAUCUUCGAGACGAGAUAGAAAAUGCGACAUAUAUUCAUCAUCUUCGUCUCACGUGAAUAUUUGAGUUCCACGUAUCUCUUUAUCAAGUUAAUGUCAUUGAUUUUUCAUUUAUUAAUUCAGAGUCGAAUGAACACUCGAAAUCACUCGUCUCUUUGCCAAAAGAUUAUGUAUAUAGUACGAGAUGAAUUUACGAUGAUGUUGGCGUUACGAGUGCGAGCCAAGUUACCUAUUUUACACAUGCUUGAUAAAAUCUUUCGCUCAAUAUUUUCAAUAUCUGUUGACUUGGCCGACCUGCAGGGUUUCUCAGUAAAAUAGAAUAUUGGAUGAAGAGAGUGGCUGGAGAAAUGAAUAGUCUGAGACUCAAAUUGAUUUCUACGAUCAAUGUAGGAAUAAAACGUGCGAUUGUACUCGUCUCUCAUCUUUUAUUAAUUAGCUGUAAUUCGUAUUAGAUGAACAUUCUUGUAUGUUGUAAUACAAAAACAAUUUUAGGUUGACGUGUGCGUUAAUUUGAUUUUAUUUUAUUUUAAGUUACUUAAAUUAUAGGGAUGCGCUGAUGGUUGCAGUAUUAAGAGUGUGAAGCCGACAGGUCCAUUGAUAAUUAAUCAUUCGAGGGGUGCAGUAGUCGAUAAGUAAUCGAACAAAUGCGUGAGUAUAAUUACCACGGCAAACCACAAAAGUUCAGAUGGUUGAAAUGUUCAAGGAACGAAAUAUUUGUAUAUAAAGAAGCAUGUAAAUAAGUAAAAUCAUGAGACAUAAACGCUGAAUUCCUUGGCUAUAGAAUACGAAUACAUCAGAAUAAUUUAUGUAUCAAUAAUAAAUAUAAUUGUAUUAUGACAUUAAAUUAGAA